AUGCUGUGGCUUUCCAUGCUCGCCAUCGCGGCUUUCACUUGCAGCGCCGUGCUCGCGAGCGCAUCGUUUAUGCUCGCAGAUUACUUGCGGCGGAUAGCCAUUGACAAAGCCAUGUCACAAGGUUUCGGGCUCCAACUCCCUGCCAAAAGCAUCAGGCAAAACCGCAUCGGAGUUUCUACCGUGUUCUUGGCCUUCGUGAACUUGGCAUUGCUGCUCGUGGAGCUUUGGCAGAGUGUGGUGUUUGAAAGGAUGCCCUUGAAAGACGUGCCUUUAGAGGGUAUCCAGCGUGUGGUGCCGCUGGGGCUGUACCUAGUGAGCCUGGGUGGACUUGUGCGGUCGCCAAAGGUACGAUGGCAUGAAUGUCAGUGGCUCAUGCGCAACGCGCGACCACUUCCGACUUACCAGCUGAUGAUGGACGGAGAGGACAACGAGCAGGUUCAAUGGUAUCAGGCAUGGAUACGCCAGAAGAUCCGCACAGUCCGUCCACCGUCAAGGGAAGAAGGCAUCGAGCUCGCAUCUCGCAACAGAACCGACGAGGUGAGCGCCUCAAGCCCAGCACUGGAGCCUGACGUGUCUGACAAGUUUUUCGGGGAUCUGCCUUCGCUGGUAGAAAAAGUCCCUGCCCUCAUCUCUCACCGCCGUGGUGCGCUGCCCGUACACCUGCUCCUGGUUCUCGGUUUUCUAGCAUUUCUGGCAUAUCUCCCAGCCGCAAUGCUCCAGAUCUACAAGAGGCUUUUCAUGCCGCAGAUCAACAACUUCGAAGUUCAUGGAGGCAACUUCUUCGAGGAGGAUAAAGGCAAGGUGAACUACUGGAUCGUGCCGGACGAGGGUCAAGAUCAGGUGGUGCUGCGCUUGACUGCGGACACAUCCACGGCCAGCUCCUUUUAUGUUUGCCCAGGCGACCGCUGUUCGGAGCCCCUGCGCAGGAAAGCGACCAUGCGGCUCAACUCCCAGCAGCUCACCAUGGAGCUGUCGCGAGAGAACUUCGGCACACGGAGCUCCUUCAAGUUGCGUGGAUUCUUCACUCGCACCGUCUACGUGGCCGUGGUUGAUGUCCCGAAGGUUCAGAUCACGCUUGGGACGGUGAGCAAGAAUGCUGUCGUGAGCGGCCAGCCGUCCGCGUUCCGGGGGAAAUUUGCGAGUGAGAGGUUCCUAGGGGCCUUGGAGGCUGUGAGUUUUGAUUUCACGGCCGACCGGCGUUUCUUUGACUUCGAGCUGCGAACCUCGAUACUCUCAACGAGGUCCAGCCCCAGACGCGGAGAUCCGGGCUGCAAAGCCUCUUCAGCUGACCAGAUCGCCUGUAAGAUCUCGGAUUUUCAGCAGUGGUGUUCGAAGGCCUGUGAUCUCUCGGCGGAGUUGUCGAUGAAGUUUGGCACAGAGCGGCUGGAGAAACCCCUGCGGCUGAUGUUGGAGGUUCGGAACUCGGAGCUGUUUCAUCUCCAGGAGGUUGUGGACCUUCAGCGGAAGCUGGACGCGACGCCGGAGGUAGCGAGUCUCCGACGGGCCAGGAACUCCCUGCUUAGAGAGACCUACGACUUUUACAGGCGUCACCAGAAGAGAAGGGAUCUGGAGCAGACGAACAUCCUGUUGACUGGACUCACCGGGGCAGGCAAGUCGUCUGCAUGUCGCUUCUUGACGAUGAAUGAGUCGUGCAGGUACUCCAACAGCUGGAGUUCUCACACGAAAAAUGUCUCUGAGAUUUGUGGCCACGCCUUCGGAGAUGAGUUGCAGCCUCGCUUGAACGUCUUCGACAUUCCCGGCUUUGGUGACACGGAGGGCCCGGCCGUGGACGAGAGACAGUUCAGCGAAACCAUCAACUACUUGGCUGAUACAGAAGGGCUGGAUGCCAUUUUCUGGGUUGUCAACGGCGCCAUUCGCCGCAAGCUGGGCAUCCGCCGAUACAUGUUGCAACAGUACAGGAAAGCAUUCGGCUCCCAAUUUCUUGGGAAGCUGCACGUCAUCGUAAAUUUCGUUCCGUGGAUGCCGUAUGCCUCUCAAGAGCAGCUAAUGAGCAAGUGGAUCGAGGAGUUCAGGGCCUUUCUGCUUGCGGAGGAGCAGGAAUUCAUGCAGGAGGCAUGGGAGAUGGUGGCAGACCGAGCAAUGGGACUUAUCAGUAGGAGCCUGAAGGUUCGCAUCGUGGACAUGAACCCCAUGUACUUAGAGGAGAAGCUCCCUGUCCCGCUAUCUGCUCCCAUGGUCCACCGCCUACCGCCGUAUUCCACGCCCAUGAACCUGGUGGAGUUGCUGGAUGCAGUGCACGCAGCUGCCGAUAUCCGGAAAUCUUCUGGCAAACGGCUUGCAGUGAAUGCUGAAUGCCCGCUCCGUGGCUAUGGAAAAGUGGACAAAAGCCGCACGAGCAGCGACACGCAAGCAAUCCAGGAUGGGCCCUUGUUGACAGUGAAGCUGGAGGGUGAAUUCCUGGGCCUUGGGGACAGUCUUUUGGCCCAGUCCGCCCGCUUUGCGUGCGGUCAUGCCCCAGCGGACUCCGAGUCCGUGGUUAUUUUGAACCAAAGCACCAGCGAGACGUCGAUCUUUGGGGUGCUGCUUCCUUACAGAGUCUCUGAGUGGCCGGGAGUCAGGCUCUGCUUUCGUGAGGCCCCGGGUGAGCCGGAGGGGCGCGCGGAUGUGUUGCGCCACUGCCAAGAAGCUGGGGUGCUGAAGCUGGAGCGUUCUGCCUGGCCCGAGAAUGAAGAGUAUGGGCUCAUUCAGACCUUGAAUGAGGCAAAAGGAACGAUCAACGCAGUGGUCUUUGCUUCUGGUAACCUUCAUCGCGAUCAUGAGUACCUGGCAACUGCAGGUGACGACGGCAACUUGCGGGUGUACGAGAAGCUCUUCAAACAAGACUAUGCACAUUAUUGGCUGCGAGCAGAGCAAAGCGAGAAGGCUUACAUCGUCUCACUGGUAGCGUCGCCUGAGGCGAAGAAUCUGGCGGUUAGCACUGCUGAUGGCAAGAUUCUGGUGUAUUUCCGUUUCUUUAAGAACUUGGAGUUGCGGGCAGUUCGAGACUCCACCGACUCCACCUUUGUAACAGGGGUGGCGUGGUGUGGUGAAACCCUGGUUGCUGGCAGCCGCACCGGGAGAUUGGAUCUAUUGAAGCUUGAAGAGGUUGAUGGAAAAGACAGGCUGACCACGAUGACCUCUCUGCCAUCCUUGAAACUUACACAAGUUACGUCUCUUGCGUGCUUUGAAACGGGGAUUGCUGCAGCGAGCACGGACUCGCAUGUCCGUCUGUAUUCGCACCCAAAGCGGCUGUCUUCGUUGGACACAUUCGUCCUGCACGUCAAAGCAGUGGCUUUGUCAGCAAAGUACCUGGCGUCUGGGAGUGCUGAUGGGAGAGUGUCGUUGUUCCAGAGAGAUUCGUACAGACGGAAGAGCCGCAAUGAUGCCCAGGAAGCUGUCCUCUCUGUGGCAUUUUCUGAUGAAAGGCUUGCCGCAGGGAGCGCGAACGGAAAAGUGUACGUGUACAAGGUGACUCAUGGUCGUGACCUGAAGCUGAUGUCAGUUCUCAGUGACUCCCUGCAACCCAUCAGAGCAGUGUCCUGGUCUCGCGAAGGGGUGCUGGCUGCGGGGGGCAACGACACGAAG
Molecule: messenger RNA, 3585 nt
Organism: Symbiodinium necroappetens
Lineage: Eukaryota; Dinophyceae; Suessiales; Symbiodiniaceae
Source: the annotation of a GenBank genome assembly